AUCUUUCCAUCUUUUUCGUCAAAUUUCAAUGGCAAAAGUCCCUCGCAACUUUCGUCUCCUCGAGGAGCUUGAGAAAGGAGAGAAAGGCAUCGGCGACGGCUCGUGUUCCUACGGUCUCGAGGAUGGCGACGAUAUCCUCAUGAGCAAUUGGACCGGCACCAUCAUCGGUCCUGGUCAUACAAUCCACGAGAAUCGCAUCUAUAGCUUAAAGAUCACUUGUGGCGAGGAUUAUCCUGAAAUGCCACCCAGUGUCCGCUUUCUUUCGAGAGUCAAUCUACCCUUUGUCAACCAGACGAAUGGCACCGUGAAUGCCAAUGAACUGCCUGUCCUACGAGAUUGGAACAGGAACAAGAGUAUCGAAACAGUACUCGUAGAAAUACGAAGGGAGAUGGCAAGCUAUAACAACAGAAAGCUUCCCCAACCUCCCGAAGGCUCGUUUUUCGGCGCUUAAUUUUUGGAACUUGGUAGAAAGAUCGCACACUGAAUUCUUUCUUUGUCUGAGCAACAUUUGUGCUAAUAGUAACUCAUUGUCAUCCUCAAUGUACUGAACUCUGAAUGAAUAUCUACUCAUGUGAAAUCUGACGUCGCGAUCAUCGCGAUUGUUCAGAACACCUAAAGCAGAUUGUACCGAACUACAGAAUCCGAGUCGGAAGACGGACCUGUUGUCCCUUGAUGUUGGGUUGUCGGGCGGAAGUGAGGUCCGAAAAGGCCCAAGCAAUGCGCAGACACUGAGACUGGAAUAAGAUCUAGAAUGAUUAAGUAGUACACGAGCAGCUCCUCUACACCCUGCACCCUAGGCAUCCUAGCUGACAUUCAUCGCCAUACUAUCGGAUCUCUUCCCUUCUCGUCCAAGUCCUGCCGCUCUUUCCGACUCUUCAAUCGUAUAAGCAGGCUCUUUCAGCUGUUUACACCUCCUCUUAUGUACUUUGCUUCUCCAAUGUGCUCGCAGCGCAACGUCUGAUUCGAAAUACCGUGCGCAUUCAACACAAUAAUGUUGUGCAAGACCUGGUCUAUCAAAGUCAAGUGGCUGGCUUUCGAGUGCAGCCCGAUUUUUUGGGUCCAAAUCUAUGAGCUGGAUUUGAUCUAGGUCUUUCGCUCUUGCCCGUGUCCGUGAAGCCCUAUGUACAUCCCUUCGUGCAUGAUGUGUUCUUGACCUCCUUACUCUGCC
Molecule: messenger RNA, 1168 nt
Organism: Fomitiporia mediterranea MF3/22
Lineage: Eukaryota; Fungi; Basidiomycota; Agaricomycetes; Hymenochaetales; Hymenochaetaceae
Product: UBC-like protein
Exons: 8
Coding region: 29-451 (140 amino acids)
Biological process (GO): protein K63-linked ubiquitination; DNA damage tolerance
Cellular component (GO): nucleus
Source: RefSeq, a predicted model, not a curated record